Molecule: messenger RNA, 2090 nt
Organism: Cervus elaphus (red deer)
Lineage: Eukaryota; Metazoa; Chordata; Mammalia; Artiodactyla; Cervidae
Gene: PDLIM2
Product: PDZ and LIM domain 2
Biological process (GO): muscle structure development; actin cytoskeleton organization; heart development
Cellular component (GO): Z disc; adherens junction; stress fiber
Molecular function (GO): muscle alpha-actinin binding; actin binding
Source: RefSeq, a predicted model, not a curated record
CCUGUCCCCGGGAGGAUGGGGCUACACCAGAGAGGACGGCUGCAGCCUCUAGGGGGCUCUCGGGAGAGUAGCCCCGGGCCCCCAGCGGGCGCGGGCCAGGUGGCAGCGCCCGGGCCGGGCUGCGCGGAGGAGGCGGCCUCCCCGGCCAGGGGCGGCGGCUGGGGCGGCGGCAGGGGCGGCCCUGGGAUCACAUGGGUGGAGGCAGGUCCCGGAGUCCCGGGCGGGCUCUCCCCAGAGUCAGGCAGACGGCGGCGGCGGCAGCGGCGGGAGCGGGAGCGGCGGCUUCUCUUCCCUCCCUCCUUCCCUUCCCUUCGCUCUCGGGCCUUGCCGCCCAGCCCGACAGGUGAGCGGGAGCCAGGUGAGCGCGCCCACCUGUGCUCGGGGCGCAUGGCCGGCGUCCUCCCCGGCCCCGGCGCCUUGGCUGUUCUGUGCGCCCGCGGCUGCCUGGGCGCCCGAACCUCUCCUCUGCGCACGGCCGCUCCCCGCAGCCUCGCCUGCUGUCGGUUCCCCGCCUGGAGCUGGUCUUUCCCCUCCCGGGCGCUCCUACUUCAGCCCCCAGGCGCACCGGUACUUUGGUCUCAGAGCUUAGAAGGCGCCUGAACUGGGCGAGCCGGGCCGACGGGCUGGGCAGUUCUUCGUGCCCCCGGCGGGGAGUCCACUGACCAGCUCAAAGGUAUGGCACUGACAGUGGAUGUGGUGGGGCCGGCGCCCUGGGGCUUCCGAAUCUCUGGGGGCAGGGACUUCCACACGCCUAUCGUGGUGACCAAGGUAACUGAGCGGGGCAAGGCCGAGGCUGCUGACCUCCGGCCUGGAGACAUUAUUGUGUCCAUCAACGGCGAGACUGCAAAGGACAUGCUUCAUGCUGAGGCCCAGAGCAAGAUUCGCCAGAGCCCCUCACCCCUGAGGCUGCAGCUGGACCGGCCCCAGGCUGCCUCUCCCGGGCAGACCAACGGGGAAAGCUCCCCGGAAGUGCUGGCCACUCGCUUCCAGAGCUCCAGGAGGACACACACUGACAGCCAGGCCUCCCUCAGCCCCCAGCCAUGCAGCCCCUUCUUCAGCCUGCCCCCGACCAGCCCCCAGGCACCCGCUGGAGAGGUGGUGACCAGCCACAGUUUCCAGAGCCUGGCACACUCCCUGGAACCUGCUUCUGCUGACCACUUGUACUACGGGGGCCGUGCUGGAAGCCGACAGGCCGGCCUCAGCCCUGCUGGCGACUCGGCCGUGCUGGUGCUGCCGCCACCGCCCUCCCCAGGUCGCCGUUCCUCCAGCCCCAGGCUCAGUGCGGCCUCAGAAGGGGAAAGCCACGUCCUCAGAGAGGACUCAGAAGUCUUCAAGAUGCUGCAGGAAAACCGCGAGGCACGCCUGGCCCCCCGGCAGUCCAGCUCCUUCCGGCUCCUGCAGGAAGCCCUAGAAGCUGAGGAGAGAGGUGGAACACCUGCCUACCUGCCUAGCUCACUGAGUCCGCAGUCCUCCCUGCCCACCUCCAGGGCUCUGGCCACCCCACCCAAGCUCCACACGUGUGAGAAGUGCAACACCAGCAUCGCGAACCAGGCCGUCCGCAUCCAGGAGGGGCGCUACCGCCACGCUGGCUGCUACAGCUGCGCUGACUGUGGGCUGAACCUGAAGAUGCGAGGGCACUUCUGGGUGGGGGACGAGCUGUACUGCGAGAAGCAUGCCCGCCAGCGCUACUCUGCGCCCCCCGCCCUCAAUCCCCAGGCCUGAGCUCUCAGCCCACGCUCCGCUCUGUGGGCACCUCCACGCCAGGCCCGUGCCAAUAGCACGUUGGCCUGGAAAGGCGAUGGGGGGGCGGGGUGAAGCCAGAGGCUGGGACCUGCCUGUGCUGCGGGUGAGGGCAGUCCACCUUCCCAGGCCUCUGCUGGAUACUGUUGCAUCCUCUUGAUGGACAGGCUCUGCAUCAAAGCCCCAAGUGGGUGCUGCAUUGGACAUCUUUCUGCACUGGGGAUUAAGCAGGUUGGGACAUGGAUAUAAGUGUCUAGAAGGAGAGAGGUGGGCCAAAGGCUACAGGUAUUCACUGUGUAAAGUUUUCAACAUGAGCACUAAAAAUACAUACUGUACAAGAACAAAAUAAA